CGUCUGAUGGGAAUAUACCGACCUUCGACGAAAAUAUUAAGGAAUCUGCUCUAAUACUCGGGUCGAUGAAGAUUCCAUUUAGCGGUGACCCCCCGAUGAGCUCACAAUCGUCAAAUAUUUGGGACUUCGAUGAUGAGCCCUAUGUCGAACUCGACCUCGUCCCAGACUACAUGUCUCCUGUAUCUGCUCCGUCCACUAGAGUUAUCGCUUUUGAUCCCUUUGGUACCAUCUUAGAUCGUGACGGUGCCAUAAAUGAUGCUAUGCGUCUGCUAUCGCCAACGCAUCCCGACAGACACCGACUUGUCUGAAUUGUAUCUCGAAUGCGAACUUAUGAAACACAGACAACUCUGACACACCCUAUACCGCCAUCGUGCGGCAAGCUCUGGAGGAUGUCUG
Messenger RNA from Suillus subaureus, 396 nucleotides. RefSeq lists its product as uncharacterized. Lineage: Eukaryota; Fungi; Basidiomycota; Agaricomycetes; Boletales; Suillaceae. Bases 66 to 308 code for a protein of 80 amino acids. The record is from RefSeq and is a predicted model, not a curated record. The transcript has 2 exons.